This is a messenger RNA of Chironomus riparius, 1296 nucleotides long. Lineage: Eukaryota; Metazoa; Arthropoda; Insecta; Diptera; Chironomidae. The record is from the annotation of a GenBank genome assembly.
GUCAUUCCUAACCGAGUUGUUUACGAGAGAAGUAGAAGAUCGCUACUUAGUUUAGAAGUUCUUUUACUUAACUGUACAGAUAUUAAUUAUUCAUAAGUUCUGUGAUUUUGUUUAUUUCCUGUUUUUGUUGAAUUUGCAAGUGCCGAGAUAAAUUUUGUAAAUUAAUUAGUAUUGAAAAUAAAUAGAAGCAAGCCAACAUGAAGAUUCCAACAAUGUUAUCAGAACUUGAUGCUUUACCAUCAGUCCAACUUGGUGAUUAUAUCCUUAGAUUUGAGCUCGAUGAUCUGACACCAUUCAGUCAAGAAGUUGCAUUUAAGGAAUUGAGAGAGACACCAGAAAAUCGCGAAAAUGGUAUUCGGGAACUGAGAAACUUACUCUCACAAGAAACGAAUCUAACAGUUCCGCUCGAUAAUGAUGAUUGGCUAAUAAGAUUUUUGAGACCUACGAAAUAUUACUACGAGAGUGCUUUUGAGCUUAUUAAGCGGUAUUAUGCUUUCAAGAUCAAGCAUCACGAAAUUUAUCAAGCAUUAAAACCUUCAAAUGAGGAAAACAUCUUUAAAGCAAACAUCUUAUCUGUAUUUCCAAAUCGUGAUCAGCUUGGCAGAAGAAUACUUUUACUCGAACUCGGAAAAAAAUGGAACCACAAGCAAGUAACACUAGACGAAGUAUUUAAAGGAGUUGUGCUGUUUUUGGAGGCUGCUAUGCUAGAACCAGAAACACAGGUGAAUGGAGCUGUCGUGAUUUUCGAUAUGGAUGGUUUAUCUCUACAACAGGCAUGGCAAUUUACACCUCCAUUCGCAAUGAGAAUUGUUGAUUGGCUACAAGAUUCCGUACCUUUACGUAUUAAAGCUAUUCACAUCAUCAAUCAACCUAAAGUCUUUAAUAUGGUAUUUGCUUUAUUCAAGCCAUUCUUAAGAGAGAAGCUCCGCAAUAGAAUUGUCUUCCACGGAACUGAUCGUGAUUCUCUGCAUAGUCAUAUCGCACCAAAAUGCUUACCAAAGGAAUAUGAUGGAACUAUUGAUUUGCCAAGAGUUAGUGGAAAUGAAUGGUACGGAUUGCUGUUAAAAUGUGACGGAGAGUACGAUACUCUAAACAAUUAUGGCUACUUAAAGGAACGUGACGCAAAAGAAGCUAAAUCCAAAAGAAAUAAGAAGUGAAUGAUCUAAUUUUUAAAUGACUAUAAAAAAAAUUAUGUUAGAGGUUCUCUACUCUGUGAUUUAUGCUAUAAUAAUCCAGUUCUUGUAUUUUUAAUACACUUAUUUAAUUCAUUAAAGGUUGAAAUAAAGCAAUAAAAUC